This is a messenger RNA of Gossypium raimondii (Peruvian cotton), 1649 nucleotides long. RefSeq lists its product as uncharacterized. The transcript has 2 exons. The record is from RefSeq and is a predicted model, not a curated record. NCBI's taxonomy places the organism in Eukaryota, Viridiplantae, Streptophyta, Magnoliopsida, Malvales, Malvaceae. Gene Ontology annotation, molecular function: protein binding. Bases 133 to 1419 code for a protein of 428 amino acids.
GCAAGUAACUAACUGGAAAGGAAUUUGGUAAAUUUCUGAAUUUGCAGUAUGUUUUUUCUUGAGCUUGGAAUGCUUCAAGCUAAUUAAUUAAAUUCUGUUUGGUGUUAUCCAGGAAGAAAUAGAUCCACAAAAAUGGAACCUCAGGAGCCUGAACAGAACAUCACUCACAUGGAGGCUUCGCUAUAUAAUGCAGCAGCAGAAGGCAACAUUGAAGUAUUCAAUAAUAAACAGGGGCUUCAACUUGAGUCGCUAAAGACCCCAAACCAAGACAACGUGCUCCAUGUUAACUUGGCAACCGAGGAGACUGUCAAAUUCUCAAUAAUCAAAAUCUUCUCCGUAGGAUUUGUACCAGCCUAUCCGUUUUUGAAUUUAUUCGUUACUAUGAUAAAAAGAGAAAAAAAAUCAGAUUUUAUCGAACAAAUUCUCAGCAAGUGUCCGUCACUGCUAUUCCAAACAAAUGCUAAAGGUCAAACUCCUUUGCACGUUGCAGCAAGGUACGGACAUUCUGCUAUUGUGAAACUUCUAAUCAAGUCUUGCGCAAAAGCUAUAGAUGGAGAUUUAGAGCUGGGAAUGGAUCAAGUAAGUGCAGUGAGGGAGAUGCUGAGGAUUACGGAUCAGGAAUCCAACACGGCUUUACAUGAAGCAGCAGGGUGUGGCAAUGUUGAAGUGGUGAAAGCAUUGUUGGAGUUUGAAGUCCCUGAUUUUCCGUAUUCUGCCAAUAAAAAACAGGAGACUCCACUUUAUAUUGCAGCUAAGAGAGGAGACGGCGGCGUGCUGAGUGUAAUAUUAGAUAAAUCAAAAUCAGCAGCUCAUGGCGGCCCCCACGGUAGAACAGCUUUGCAUGCAGCAGCUAUGGCUGGAGAUGCAGAGGCAAUAAGGGUAAUAUUAAAGAAGAAGGGGAAUUUGACAAAGGAAAGAGAUGAAGAUGGACGCACCCCUCUUCAUUAUGCUGCACACUUAGGUCGUAGAAUCUCAGUUGUGGAAGAACUGUUAAAAAGGGAUGUAUCAGCUGCCUAUAUAGGUGAUAAAAAGAGGGGGAUGACACCCCUUCUUAUGGCAGCCAGACAAGGUUAUCUUGGAACAGUUUCAAAGAUUCUCUCUUUAUGUCCAGAUAGUUGUGAAAAAGUGGACAACGAAGGUUUGACCUUACUUCAUUAUCUGGCUUUUAGAGGUUCUUCCUAUCCAUUAAAGCUUUCUCUUUUCAAGCGUGGUGGUAUUGAGAUUGUGUAUGGAUCACUCAGAAAUCUAAUGAAGUUGGAAGGUGCUUUUGGAAUGACACCUCAAGAAGUUUUUGUUGAAGUUGGUCAGCAUGAAGCCAACACUCGAUUCCAUACAGGCCAUGAAGACCAAGCAAAGCUGGAACAGAUGCAAGGGCUGCUGAUGCAAGCUCAUUUUGUUCAUUUUGUUAUAUUUAGUUGAUGAAAUGAGUGUUAGUUCAUUUCUAACUAAGUUAGCUUUCUGAUUGAUGUAAUUAGCUUAUGUAUGAGCUGUAAACACACUUUUGUAUAAGUUUACAAGCUAAGAUUUCAAGUUUCUAUGUAAUUAGUGGAGGUAGGUAAUUUCUUGUUGAUUUUGACAAGCCUUAUGCUUGUGUUAUGUACUGGCUUCAAGCCAUUGUUUUAUGCAUGAAUCAAAUCAGUUUUUGUUUA